Molecule: messenger RNA, 805 nt
Organism: Dendrobium catenatum
Lineage: Eukaryota; Viridiplantae; Streptophyta; Magnoliopsida; Asparagales; Orchidaceae
Product: transcription factor MYB117-like
Exons: 3
Coding region: 44-805 (253 amino acids)
Biological process (GO): regulation of DNA-templated transcription
Cellular component (GO): nucleus
Molecular function (GO): RNA polymerase II cis-regulatory region sequence-specific DNA binding; DNA-binding transcription factor activity, RNA polymerase II-specific
Source: RefSeq, a predicted model, not a curated record
AAGUGGAAAAGAUAAGAAUUUGAAGCUCAUUUUGGCGAGCUCGAUGGAAAGUAGAGAUAAGGAAAGAAAGCAGUCCAAGCUCUGUACUCGCGGUCAUUGGAGGCCAGCAGAAGACGCCAAGCUUACAGAGCUUGUGACAAAAUUCGGCCCUCAGAACUGGAACUUCAUUGCAGAGAAUCUUGAAAGAAGAUCAGGCAAGAGCUGCAGGCUUAGAUGGUUCAACCAAUUGGAUCCGAAGAUAAACAGGAAAGCCUUUACGGAGGCAGAAGAGGAGAAGCUCCUCGCUGCUCACCAUGACUAUGGAAAUAAGUGGGCUUUGAUUGCAAAGUACUUCCCAGGGAGAACGGACAAUGCUGUGAAGAACCAUUGGCAUGUGAUCAUGGCGAGGAAGCAGAGGGAGCAGUACAGUUCUUAUCGAAAGAGGACUCUCUCAUCCUCCAGUUCUAGCAGUGGAUGGUCAGUGUCCAUCGCCACCAACCUCCCAAAAAAGAACAUUAAGGGCUUCUUUUUUUCUUCGCACAAGGAAAAGGCCAUAAAUUUCUCCUCAGGCUAUACAAGAAAAGGAUAUUAUCAGAAGCUUGGUAAUCCAUUUUGUGCCCUGAGUAUUGAUCAGUGCACAUUUUCCGAUUCAAAUUCUGUGGCAUCCGCGCCAGAAUUAGCUGAGAGACAGGGAAGAAGCAACGGCAGCAUUUGUAUGAGGGAAGAGCAUGAGAACAAAAAGAUUAACUUACCCUUCUUUGAUUUCCUAGGCGUGGAAGAAGCUCACAGGAAGCUUUUAAUGGCAGAUAGUAAUAAAGAAAUCUAG